AUGAAAAUAUCAUUAUCUUUUCUCUUUGCCAUCUUGGCUUUGCUCUGUGCUGUGCACUAUAGCUCUGCUGCUUCUGUUGCUCUAGCCGAUGACGGUGCAUUGCAAGAACGCUUGGAAUAUCAUGAAAUUGAACCUGAAGAAUUUGAUGAACUUGCAGAUGAUGAUGAAUUCAUUGAUGAAUUUGAGGAUGAUGAUAACCAAGUAGAGCUAUUUGACGAACCUCAAGAUGAUGAUGACAAUACUGAAUUGAUUGAUGAUGAUGCCAAUGAAUUGAUGGAAGCUGAAAAUGAUGACGAUGAUGAGAAUACCAAUGAAUUGCAUGAAAUUGAUGCUCGUGCCCGUCGUCGUAGACGUAAGGGACGUAAGAAUCGUAAAAAUCGUAAGAACCGUAAGAAUCGCAAGAACCGCAAGAAUCGCAAAAAUCGUAAGAACCGCAAAAACCGCAAGAAUCGCAAAAAUCGUAAGAACCGUAAAAAUCGCAAGAACCGCAAAAACCGCAAGAAUCGCAGGAGCCGCAAAAACCGUUCCGGUUAA
Messenger RNA from Lucilia sericata (common green bottle fly), 534 nucleotides. RefSeq names its product protein PXR1-like. Lineage: Eukaryota; Metazoa; Arthropoda; Insecta; Diptera; Calliphoridae. The record is from RefSeq and is a predicted model, not a curated record. Bases 1 to 534 code for a protein of 177 amino acids. The transcript has a single exon.